This is a messenger RNA of Colletotrichum acutatum, 822 nucleotides long. RefSeq lists its product as uncharacterized. The coding region runs from base 90 to 530 and encodes 146 amino acids. NCBI's taxonomy places the organism in Eukaryota, Fungi, Ascomycota, Sordariomycetes, Glomerellales, Glomerellaceae. The transcript has a single exon. The record is from RefSeq and is a predicted model, not a curated record.
GUCGUCCAAUACAAGCAGACAGAUACAAUCAAUCACUCUCAUCUCAAUUCAAUAUACGACUCAAAUCGUUUCCUCAAGACCUCGCCAUCAUGCAGAUCACCAACCUCUUCCUCACCGCCCUGACUGCUGCCAAUGCCGUCUCCGGCUCCCCCGUUAUGAAGCGUGAGGUCAAGUCAAUGAUGGCCGCGGGUGUCGCGGAAUGGACUAUUGAAGCCUUUACCCGUACCUGCAAUGCCGAGGAUACCUCUUGCGACUACAGCUUCAACAUCAACACCCACAUCGCAGAUCCCACGGCCUGCAAAUUCACAACUACCGGCGCACCUGCAAGCCGUGCUGCCUCAAACGCCAAAUGUGGAGCUUUCACUGUUACGUCCGGCUGGAGCGGACAGUUCGGUCCGGAUGCGGGAUUCACAACCUUCUCUGUCACGGACCAGAAGCUUAUUGUUUGGCCCGCCUACACCGACAAGCAGCUGGUCAACGGCCAGGCGGUAAACCCCGACCAAAGCUACGCUCCCCAAAACUUGCCUUGAGCGGGCCACCAUGAUAUUCAACGGAAUUUAUAGCGGAAGUACUAUGCCCUAGAGCAUCAGAGUACAGGAUAUGUCAAUGUUAUAGUACUUCAAUGUUUUAACCCGUCGUAUUUGAUGUCUCGAAGCUCUAAUUCGUGAGUGCAUACGUAACUUUCACCUCAAGCUUUUGUAGGCCUCAUUGUGCAUCAGCGACUGCCAUCGACGAAUAAAAUUGAAUCGCCCACCACACAAACCUAGUUAAAGCAAGUUGCAAAUUAAUGACAUAGAGUUUAGGUGUAACCCAUGUUGAAGU